AUGAUUGCUGUCAAUGGCUGCAGGAUUUUGCAGAUUGUUACCGCAUCAUUUUUUGCAUGGGUUUUUCUUACCACGUUCCUUGGUUAUUUGAGCGACAAUGCGACAUGGCCAAAGAACCUGUCAAGUAUUUCGAGCAAACUUGCGAGCGACAAAGCGUUUGCUCAUAUCCAGAAUGAGACUCUUGGGUUCGGACAUGUCUAUGCUAUCGGAUUGAAGGAACGUGCCGACAAACGCGAUUUCCUCACCUUAGCAGCCUCGGAAACCGGUUUCAAAGUGGAAUGGCUCGAUGGAGUUCUACCAUCUUCGUUACAACAGAAGGCUAUGCCUAGCGGAUACAACAUUUCAGCCACGGUUCCAGCUAUUAUCGCAUGCUGGCGUGCCCAUAUGAACUUUUUGUUAGACGUUAUUGAAAACGAAUAUUCUUCUGCUCUUGUUCUCGAGGACGAUGCCGACUGGGAUGUGAACAUCAAAUCCCAACUACACGAGUUUGCCCGGGGGUUGCAUGCUUUGCAGGGCGAAAGUAAAGUCUCCAAGCAGCAUCCCUAUGGAACAGAUUGGGAUCUUCUUUGGAUUGGAGGAUGUGGAUCCGCCCCAUUCCCGAACGAAACCAAAUUCUAUGCCAUCCCUGACGAUCCAACAUGCCCGAAUAUCGAGAAUCGAAUCACGCUUGGUGGAGUUCCUGACAACUGGAAGACACGAUUCCCAGAUGAUUCUACGCGAUUUUUGUUCAAGGCGGAAGCUGGUUGUUGCACAUAUGGUUAUGCCGUUUCAAACAAAGGAGCAAAGAAAAUCCUUGCUCAGCUUGAGCUCGACCAUAUAGACACACCAGUCGACCUCGCCCUGAGUGACUUGUGUGGAGGCAAGGGCCGUCGACAGAUUGAUUGCUACGCGCCUUUCCCCCAGAUUAUUGGCACCUACCGACAGGCUGGCCCAUCCUCCCGUCUUUCAGACAUUUCCAGCAGUGAAGCGAGCGAGAUCCGGGAAGAAUCAUCUGUCAAUGUGGGGUAUAGCACGAGACUCAAUAUCCAGAGACUUGCUGCUGGCGAUGCAACUGUUUUCUCACAGUGGGACAAUCAACCAUGGACAGAGAAAGAAAUCAGCGUACAGGAAUUUGUCUAUCCUAGGGGGUAUCUGGUCAACUAA
Molecule: messenger RNA, 1143 nt
Organism: Penicillium lagena
Lineage: Eukaryota; Fungi; Ascomycota; Eurotiomycetes; Eurotiales; Aspergillaceae
Product: putative LPS glycosyltransferase
Exons: 4
Coding region: 1-1143 (380 amino acids)
Source: RefSeq, a predicted model, not a curated record